This is a messenger RNA of Neohortaea acidophila, 1992 nucleotides long. RefSeq lists its product as uncharacterized. Gene Ontology annotation, biological process: positive regulation of transcription by RNA polymerase II. Gene Ontology annotation, molecular function: DNA-binding transcription factor activity, RNA polymerase II-specific; transcription cis-regulatory region binding; zinc ion binding. Bases 1 to 1992 code for a protein of 663 amino acids. Gene Ontology annotation, cellular component: nucleus. Lineage: Eukaryota; Fungi; Ascomycota; Dothideomycetes; Mycosphaerellales; Teratosphaeriaceae. The record is from RefSeq and is a predicted model, not a curated record. The transcript has 3 exons.
AUGCAGCCUCCCAUCCACUCCAGAGGCACCGGCCGUUCCGGACCUAAGCGCAAAACCGGUUGCCUGACUUGCAGACGACGCAAAGUACGCUGUGACGAAGCUCGUCCGGUCUGCGCAAACUGCAUUCGUCUUCGGCUAGACUGCGAGUAUGUCGACCCCAAGGCCCGCUCCCCCGCCAGGCCGCAAGCCCUCGAACCAAAAUUGCAGGCUCCCACGCAGGCACUUGUUACCUCACAGCCAUUCAACAUCCCCACCACGUCUGCAUAUCACUUGCCUACGGGUGUCGCCAAUCCCUAUACUGUCGAUGAGCACGAGUGGGACCUUGCCAGCGAGCCGAGUAGCACUUUCAAUGCUCCUCUCCCCAGCAACUAUUUCCCAGACUUUACAGACUUCGAUGCUGAUCUUGGUCUUGUGGAAGCAGUUGGGCCGGAAUACAGCUUUGGUGGCCCUCGCAGAGGCGACAUGGGUGCUGCUUCUGCUGAGCUGACGGCCACUGCUGCAGCCUUUGCGUCUGGACAAGCAAAUCCCGUCGGUUGGCAGCAGAAUUUGAUUGAUUACUUCGUAGACUCAAUCAAUCCGACUCUGUUGAUUGUUCCAACCGACAAUGAAUGGCGUUACGCGUGCCCAGCCAUCCUGGCCAUGGCGAGACAAUCUCCCGCUGUGCUCUCCAGUGUACUUGGCCUCUCCAAGCUCCAUCUCGCGUACACCACCGCGGCCGCGGAUGAUUCAUCGGCAGAGUGGAUGGCUUACUACCAUUCCGCAAGCCAGAUGACUGAGUCGAUCUUUGGCAGCGCGGAUGUCGAACCCGAGCAACUUGCGCAUGCUUUCGCAAGUACAUUUCUCUUGGCAUGUAUUGAGCUGACCACCGCGACUACCACCAUAUCCAAUCGCCUUGCCUGGCCGCUUCGUCAUUUGCGAGGCUUCCAACAUCGACUACGUCGAAACUACGAUCGUAUCCGCUCGUGGUUGGGCCCUAAGAAGCAAUUGAUCCUGUGGACUGGGAUGCUGCAGGUAAAAGCCCAAUGGAUCACCAAUGAUGCCUCUAUGCCUCAAGUGCCAGCAUCAUCAUCGCAGUCCCUUGAAGAUGAAUCUAUUUUUGAGCCAAACCUCGUUCACGCACUUGGUAGUCAAAGUCGUCUCCCGCGGCCCGCAGAUCCGGUGAUGUCCGAUUCUUCAACUGAACCCAACCGCGAUCGCAACGAAGCCUCACAGAGCGCGUCCAAUUGGGCCUACGAUGCACUCAACCAGCCUGGCCUGGAAUUUUUCCUCAGAGCCCAGGCCUUUGUUACUCCCAUCAUCAGGCUCAAAAGUCCUCAGCUCCACCACGAGCGCAAUCUGCCGGAACACAACACCAUGCAAGACGGCCAACGCAUUCUUGCAGAGCUGCACAGCCUAUGGUCUGCCUCUCCCCAAGUCACGACCCUUCUGAACAACCUGAAGCAGCUGGACCAAUCACUACAGCCGCAACUAGCUCGAAGGAUCGUGCUGAAUACCCGAGUCUACGUCGCUCAUUUCUACGCGCAAAUCAUCAAUCUACACCGAUCUGCUUUCCCAAACGCCCCGGCAUCUCAUGACGUGCAGACUGCAACGCGCCGUAUCAUCGAGCUGACCAGAGAUAUUCUACUCGAUCUCGUCCAACACAUUGGGUCACAAACCACUUCUCCUUCGGACAUAUCGACCCCCGGACGUGCAGACAGCAUAACCGACUCCCUGCAGAUGGGCCGAAACCUUGACUCCCCGUCACAAUCCCUGGGCUUGACCCCAACAAUGAUGUGGCCGCUUUUCCUCGCCGCCACCGAAUGCGGCGCACAAGAUCGUGCGUGGAUCACACAGGUUUUGCACGGCAUCGAUAAGUGGCAAUGUCCCAGUGCUGCUCGGAUCGUCCCUCUCCUGGACGCCGUUCUACGAAGACAAGACGAGGAAGGGGGCAGGGUCGAUCACGGCGAUGUGAUGAGAGAACUGUUUGGUGGGGAACUCGCUGUCUUCUUCUGA